Sinocyclocheilus rhinocerous is the source of this 3253-nucleotide messenger RNA. RefSeq names its product GATS-like protein 2. Bases 405 to 1394 code for a protein of 329 amino acids. Gene Ontology annotation, biological process: negative regulation of TORC1 signaling. The transcript is spliced from 9 exons. The record is from RefSeq and is a predicted model, not a curated record. NCBI's taxonomy places the organism in Eukaryota, Metazoa, Chordata, Actinopteri, Cypriniformes, Cyprinidae.
UCGAUAAACUGUGUCACCGAACUACAUUUCCCAACACGCACUUCCUGUAUAAUUCGUCCCGCCCCCUUUUUUUGACUGACAGGUUGUUUGUUUCACUGUUACCAGCUGCUGGCCCAUUCCAAUCCUUGUCGGAGUGGAAACACGGGGGCCGACAGUCCUCUUUUUUUUCUCCCUUCCCGUUUACCUCGUUGUGCUUUCUUUUAUUUCACCCCGCCUUACUCUCUUUCUCUCGUUUCCUUGGCAGACAACUUUUCCUUUUCUCUCCCCUCCUUUCCGCUCUGUUUGAAGGUUUUAAAGCCCUGUCCAGACUCCAUAAGCUCUAUUUAUUUAUUCUUUCUUGUUUUAUUAAAACGGAAUAGGCAGUUAUAUUUUUUAGAUGUACCACAAAUGAGAAGACGCAAAAGAUGGAGCUGCACAUUUUAGAGCACAGUUUAAAAGUAGCAAGUAUAGCGAAAGAGGGCAUCCAGAUUUGCACUCACGGAUUAAUCAAACUAGCUUUCCUGCCCUCUAAAACAAGAUGCAAGUUCUUUAGUUUGACCGAAACUCCGGAGGAUUACACCAUUAUCGUGGAUGAAGAUGGCUUUAAAGAGCUGCCGGAGUCUGAGUAUCUCAGUGUGGCCGAUGCGACGUGGUUGGCUCUUAAUGUGGUGUCCGGGGGCGGGAGCUCUACCAGCUCUCAGCCAAUCGGUGUAACGAAAAUCGCAAAAUCAGUCAUCGCCCCGCUGGCAGACCAUAAUAUCUCUGUGUUCAUGCUGUCAACAUACCAGACUGAUUUUAUAUUGGUGAGUGUCACACAUCUGCCCAUGGUCAUGCACACGCUGUCUUCAGAAUUCACUCUCCUGAGGGUUGUCAAUGGAGAAACGGUUGCUGCCAACAGUACCGGGGUCACCAAUGGUUUUGUCAAGCCUAAACUGGUCCCUCGGCCGAUCAUUCACCCUCUCUCCAGCCCCAGUAACAUGUUCUGCGUUACCAGCCUGGACCCCGACACGCUGCCCUCGGUGGCCACACUGCUCAUGGACGUCAUGUUCUACUCGGGCGGUGUGAAAGAGACCGGGGGGCAGAGUGAGGAUUCUGGACACAUCCGCUUUUUCUCCUUCUCGCUGAUCGAGGGCUACAUCUCUCUAGUUAUGGAUGAGCAAACGACCCGGAGGUUUCCAAACAACGUCCUCUUCACCAGCGCUUCAGGAGAGCUUUGGAAAAUGGUCCGCAUCGGAGGACAACCCUUAGGGUUUGAUGAAUGUGGCAUAGUGGCUCAGAUAUCUGAACCGCUGGCGACCGCUGACAUUCCAGCCUAUUAUAUCAGUACCUUCAAGUUCGAUCACGCUCUGGUUCCCGAGGAGAACAUCCAGAGUGUGAUUGGAGCCUUGAGGACCAAUGAGAGCACAGGGCAGUGAGACUCUCUGCGAUUGGAUAGGAGUCCCACGUCCCUGAAAACAUUUAGAUUUCUUAUGUCAAACUCUUAAAAGUGCCAAGAGCUUACCUGAGGACUGCUUCUGGGGGAGGUUAUGGGAGAAGGAUCGGAAGGCGAAUGGAUAAGUGUGGGGAGGACUCUAAUCUUGCAGUCAGUAUUGAGCGACAACAUCACUUCCUGUCCAUUUCUUGCAAAAAAAAGAAAACCCUAAUCCCCAACCACCUCUACAGGGACCCUGCGAUGGUGUAAAUCCAGUGUUUUUCUUGUCUUCUUUCUCCCCCACCCCUCUUCCUCUUAUCCACUCCUCCUCCGCACAUCAUUUUACCAUGGCAACAGGGCCUGGACUUUAGCUACUGAUUCUUAAGACGUUGCAAACAACCAUUAUGUAUUAGUGGCAGGUCCUCCUCCUAGAGGACACAGAAUGUACUCCAAUGUUUCUCGAGAUUUAUUUUGUUUUUCCUGCCCCCUUCUUGUUUCCCCUUGCAGUGCCAAGACAUGGGGCAUAAACAGGCUCCUUGUCUAAAAACGUGAUGUUUCUCGGGAUGCAAAUUGAUGGUUCAGGGUUGUUGUUGUUUUUUUCUUUAUUUAGGCAAAAAAAUGGUCCAGUCACAAGUUCAGUCUGUGAAAGAAGCUUCUCAUGCUCAUUCAAAAAGUUUCCAGUUUUUGUUUAAAGGUUUUGUUUCUUUCCCCUAACCUCAAUCCUAUAUUCACGUUUCAAUGCCAAGUAGCUGGGUAAUGAAUUAGUUGUUGUUGUUGCUGCUGCUGCUUUUGUUGUUUUUGCCUUCAGAGUACAAUCAAUGGUUUUUCUGUCUGCCCGGCCAAGUUGGCAGUGAACGUGCGCAGAGAUCGGAAUCAAGGAUUCAGGUGAGGUGAAACUGUUUUUGUUUAGGUUAUAUACACAAACAAGUACACAAAUCGUGCAGUUUACUGUAUUCUGUUUUUAAACUCGUUCCAAUGAGGACAUCGCUUUUUUAUUUCCACCCUGGAGUCGUCGCGUGUGUGUGAUCGGAUGAAAUGUCUUUUUAGUCUUCACCACUACUCGCUCUUGAGUAUUUUCCAAAGCUGUCUCUAUUCAUGGAGGAACUGUUAGGGGAAACCUAUAAUUUGUUGAAUGUUAGUUAAGGUCAGGUGUCGCAGACACUGGCGUUAGUUUAGGCCUUCAAGCUCCCCUUGUCUGCACUUUAUUUAAGGUCUAUCUUACAUAUCUUACUCUUCUGAUGUGAAAUACUGGGGAUGAGUAUCUUCCCCCUUGAAGGAGUCUCUUUUCGAAGGGUCACUUGUUGCUCUUUACACGAGGAUGGGUGUCUUUUUUCCACAAGCUUUUCUUCUAUCAGCUUGGAAGCAGAAAUUUGCAGAAACCAUAUAUUUAUCAGUGUUAAGGGGUGACGUGUUUGUUCUCUGACAAUUAAAGAGGUGAAACAAUAUAUUUUUUCAGCUUACUUUGCUUUUAGGUUUGAUUUUCAAUUGUUACUCUUUUUUUUUUCCCACUGUUUGAAUUAUGUUUUCUUAAGCAUACAGUGGGGCUUUACACCAUACGACUGCUAGACCAUGUGCCAAUUGAGGAUUUGUUAUAUACACAAGUUAUGAAGAUAUUUAGUCAUACCUGUGAUUUACAAAUGAUUUCUGUGGGAUGAUAUUUGCAGAAGCUACUUCUAACUAUCCAUACAAAUUAUUGAUUGGGAGAAUUUGUUGAUUAAACCAGCUCAGACACCAGAAAAGGUCAUGACUUGAUUGCUUUUGUUUUUAUCUGAACAUGAAUUUUUCUUUCUGUUUCUUGACACUUUGUGUAGGUCAGAAACAGUCCCUUUAUAUUUGCACAUUAAAGAGGGUGACUUUCAACUA